Messenger RNA from Saimiri boliviensis boliviensis (Bolivian squirrel monkey), 1825 nucleotides. RefSeq names its product acyl-CoA thioesterase 9 (gene ACOT9). NCBI's taxonomy places the organism in Eukaryota, Metazoa, Chordata, Mammalia, Primates, Cebidae. Gene Ontology annotation, cellular component: mitochondrion. The record is from RefSeq and is a predicted model, not a curated record. Gene Ontology annotation, molecular function: fatty acyl-CoA hydrolase activity. Gene Ontology annotation, biological process: acyl-CoA metabolic process.
ACAGAUUGAGUGGGAAGCUCCGCAGCGGCGGACUCCAGCCUCCCGCCAAUGAACGGGUAGGAUCUGCCCAGGACAGCGCGGCCCCGCCCCCGGACGCUGCGGCCCCGCCCCCGGACACAGUGGUCCGGCGCCGGGGCGGUUUCUCAGCCAGGGCGCGGUCGGAGGAGUGAGGCUUGCUUUGGUGCUCGCGCUUGCGUCCGCGUCUGUUUUAUCGCCUGUUUCCCCGUUUUAUCGCCUGUUUCCCUCCGCCGACCAGCGCGCGGGGCCCGGUUCUCCAUCGCGCGCACAGCAGCCUGACGCAAUGAGGCGGGCAGCACUGCGGCUUUGUGCCUUGGGCAAGGGGCAGCUUACUCCUGGAAGAGGACUGACUCAAGGACCCCAGAACCCCAAGAAACAGGGAAUCUUCCACAUUCAUGAAGUUCGAGAUAAGUUGCGGGAGAUAGUAGGAGCAUCCACAAACUGGAGAGACCAUGUGAAGGCAAUGGAAGAAAGAAAGUUACUUCAUAGUUUCUUGGCCAAAUCACAGGAUGCACUGCCCCCUAGGAGAAUGAAGGACAGUUAUAUUGAAGUUCUCUUGCCUUUGGGCAGUGAGCCUGAAUUACGAGAGAAAUAUUUGACUGUUCAAAACACCGUAAGAUUUGGCAGGAUUCUUGAGGAUCUUGACAGCUUGGGAGUUCUUAUUUGUUACAUGCACAACAAAAUCCAUUCAGCCAAGAUGUCUCCUUUAUCCAUAGUUACGGCCCUGGUGGAUAAGAUUGAUAUGUGUAAGAAGAGCUUGAGCCCAGAACAGGACAUUAAGUUCAGUGGCCAUGUUAGCUGGGUUGGGAAGACAUCCAUGGAAGCGAAGAUGCAAAUGUUCCAGUUACAUGGUGAUGAAUUUUGUCCUGUUUUGGAUGCAACAUUUGUAAUGGUGGCUCGUGAUUCUGAAAAUAAAGGGCCGGCAUUUGUAAAUCCACUCAUCCCUGAAAGCCCAGAGGAAGAGGAGCUCUUUAGACAAGGAGAAUUGAACAAGGGAAGAAGAAUUGCCUUCAGCUCCACAUCGUUACUGAAAAUGGCCCCCAGCGCUGAGGAGAGGACCACCAUCCAUGAGAUGUUUCUCAGCACACUGGAUCCAAAGACUAUAAGUUUUCGAAGUCGAGUUUUGCCCCCUAAUGCAGUGUGGAUGGAGAAUUCAAAACUGAAGAGCUUGGAAAUUUGCCAUCCUCAGGAGCGGAACAUUUUCAAUCGGAUCUUUGGUGGUUUCCUUAUGAGGAAAGCAUAUGAACUUGCAUGGGCUACUGCUUGUAGCUUUGGUGGUUCUCGCCCAUUUGUGGUGGCAGUAGAUGACAUCAUGUUUCAGAAACCUGUUGAGGUUGGCUCCUUGCUCUUUCUUUCUUCGCAGGUAUGCUUUACGCAGAAUAAUUACAUUCAAGUCAGAGUACACAGUGAAGUGGCCUCUCUGCAGGAGAAAACUCAUACAACCACCAAUGUCUUCCAUUUCACGUUCAUGUCAGAAAAAGAAGUGCCAUUGGUUUUCCCCAAAACGUAUGGAGAGUCCAUGUUGUACUUAGAUGGGCAGCGGCAUUUCAGCUCCAUGAGUGGCCCAGCGACCUUGAGAAAGGACUACUUUUUGGAGCCCAAGGAAAGCCACACUUGUUGAAAUUGGCACUCUACCCACAGUGACAUGAUAUCUGAUGAAGACCCGAUCAUAUGCAUUGGUUUUAGUGUUGCUUUUCAUCCUCCAUACAGGAGGAGAAUGGAUUCAGCCUUUAGGAUGAUCAGAACAGAAAGAGAGAGUGGCUGGAUGGGUCUGAGGGGAGAAAGAAUUAUUAAACAGUAAAUACUU